This is a messenger RNA of Myotis lucifugus (little brown bat), 965 nucleotides long. Its product is annotated as pterin-4-alpha-carbinolamine dehydratase 2. Gene Ontology annotation, biological process: tetrahydrobiopterin biosynthetic process. Gene Ontology annotation, molecular function: 4-alpha-hydroxytetrahydrobiopterin dehydratase activity. The record is from RefSeq and is a predicted model, not a curated record. The transcript is spliced from 6 exons. NCBI's taxonomy places the organism in Eukaryota, Metazoa, Chordata, Mammalia, Chiroptera, Vespertilionidae. The coding region runs from base 321 to 485 and encodes 54 amino acids.
GUCAGCAGAUGCUCACUUGUUGACAACAGAGGAGAGGAACCAAGUUAUACUCGACCUUAAAGCAGCAGGAUGGUCAGAAUUAAGAGAGAGAAAUGCCAUCUACAAAGAGUUCUCCUUCAAAAAUUUUAAUCAGAUGGCGUAAAAUCAGGGAAUACAGCACUUAUCUCUGUGCUGGUCAUCAAGUCACACAGUGGGAGGAACCCUGCUGUCAUUGAGGAAGCCAAGGCUGAAAGAAGAGUAACUGUGCAGGAUUUGCAACUGGUCAUAAUUCUCAAGGUUGCAGUGAAGAAUGCAUCUCAGACACCAGGGCCUUUGGCUUUAUGUCUCGAGUUGCUCUACAAGCAGAGAAGAUGAAUCAUCACCCGGAAUGGUUCAAUGCCUAUAACAAGGUCCAGAUAACUCUCACCUCGCAUGACUGUGGUCAACUGACCAAAAGAGACGUGAAGCUGGCCAAGUUUAUUGAAAAAGCAGCUGCUUCUUUGUGAUUUCUUUCAAAAUGCUUGUAAAAUCUUAUACACAUCUUAGGUGUAAUGUACUUUGAGGGUGAUUUACAUGAACAAAUUAAGCUGAAAAUUUAGUUCACCUUUCUACCACAUUUUGUAAAAUCAGUGCUUAAAUACAAAAUGAUUUAAAUUUGAGCCUGAGGUAUUUUUCAUUAUAUCUAAGUCACAUAUAUAAGGCAUACCAACCGAGGUAAUUGUAUUAAUAAUACAGUAUUGAAAAAGAGAAGUAGCAUUUUUAAAGACCAGAAAUUGGGAUGGAGGAGCAUUCACACAUUUUAUAACCUGGAAAUUCAAGUGAUUAUGUUGACUUUACAAAUGCAUUGUGUUAGAGAAUAGUUGUAAGGUAGAAAAAGAAUGAUAAACUCUGUAGGUAAAGGGUUGUAACCAUCUGUAACAAUUCUUAUGAAGUUAAAAUUGAUUCUUUAGCUGCUGUUAUUAAUUAGAUUUACAAAGUCACAAAAA